AUGAGCUCCAAGGUUCUUAAACUUCUUGCCGCCGCCGGCCUUCUUUCGGCAUCUGUGGCGUGUUCGACUGAGUCUGAUGUGGAAAUUACCUUUUACGGGUAUCCUGACAACGAUCCUCCCAGUGCGGACAUUGCCUACGAUUGUGGUCGUGGUUACACGGCAGGAGGCACCGGCACAUAUGACGACCCUCUCACUUUUGCUACCGCUCCUGGGGAGUUUGAAAAGUGUGAGAUCAUCUAUCUGCCGUACCUUCGCAAGUAUCUCCGCUUCGAGGAUACAUGCGCGCAGUGCACUACCGAUUAUCACAACGGCAAGCUCCACAUUGAUAUUUGGACUGGGUCUACCAAGUCCAGUGGUGGCGAUACCCAGAUUGACUGCGAAGAUUCCUUGACCCCGGAUGACUCUCAAACCGUCAUCAUCAGCCCGGGAACCUCCUACACCGUCAACUCGGACGAGCUCUUUGCGAGCGGCAAAUGCUAUACAUCAAACACUUAUAGCAGUGCCGACGCUUCGAGCUACUGCAGUUCCGGUUCUUCGGGCUCGAGCUCCGGUUCUGGCUCCGGGUCCGGCUCCUCAUCUUCCUGCUCCUGGUCAGGCCAUUGUGCCGGUAGGUCCCCUCUUGGAACCCGUGCUUUGUGUUACACUGACCCAUGGCAUUCAGGUGCUUCCUGCUCAACCGAGAACGACUGCUCCGACAACCUCACCUGCCGGAGUGGCAAGUGCGCCUGA
Messenger RNA from Aspergillus luchuensis, 729 nucleotides. RefSeq lists its product as uncharacterized. NCBI's taxonomy places the organism in Eukaryota, Fungi, Ascomycota, Eurotiomycetes, Eurotiales, Aspergillaceae. Bases 1 to 729 code for a protein of 242 amino acids. The transcript is spliced from 4 exons. The record is from RefSeq and is a predicted model, not a curated record.